Messenger RNA from Neofelis nebulosa (Clouded leopard), 3908 nucleotides. RefSeq names its product suppression of tumorigenicity 7 (gene ST7). The record is from RefSeq and is a predicted model, not a curated record. The transcript has 16 exons. The coding region runs from base 1347 to 2975 and encodes 542 amino acids. NCBI's taxonomy places the organism in Eukaryota, Metazoa, Chordata, Mammalia, Carnivora, Felidae.
CAGUGUUUUUAAAACAUUAAAACAAAAUUUCUUUGCUUCUGUUGGAUAGUCUAUAGAAUUCUAGUUUCAAAAACAGAUUUCUAAGAGUAAAGGUAAUGCAGGAAGAGUUUUAUUUAUCAAGUGACAAAAUAACAAUAUCUUCAAUUAUUUCCUUGUAAGAAUAGAGUAAAAAGAAAUGUGUUUGUUGGUCAUAUAUGCCCACUGACACACAGGUGUGUACAGCCUGUGUGCACACAGCCUUAAAAUGACUGAGUUACUCUAGAAAAGGACAGGAAGGCAAAAUAAAAAUAAGGCCAAAGGAAUGGGAUAAGUGAAAUAUAUGUAGAUAAUAUAUUCCUAGAGCUGUGUUUUUCACAUAUGAAUAACAGUUGCAACAUAACUAAUAAUGUAAUUGCUGAUGUUUGUGAGCUCACUGUGUGCCACGCAGUGUUUUAAGCACUUGCACUGUUAUUUUACUGUUAAUAAAUGGGUAUACUUGUGGGUGUAUUAAUAUGCCCAGAAUGUGUAUGCAAUAGUAUACAUAUUUUCACGUAAUUGUGAUUGAGUUUACGACCUCUGAUCUGUCAGUUUACCAUAAGUGUAGAGAAAAAACAAUGAGUUCUGUAGUUAUUUUUAAAGGUAGUUUAUUUUUCUCAUUUCUGAUAUUCUUAAUUCCCUUGAAAGGUUUAAUUGCUGCAUAAAACCAAGAAUCUUGAUCUUCAUGAUAUCUUUGUGGUUAGUUGCUGUAAAGCCAAUAUUUAGAUUUCUUUGAGGUCCUUGUUAGUGCUUGGUAUUACAGGUUGAAGAUCUUGUCAGGAAGGUGAAUAUAUAUGUGGCUCUUGGUCUUGUCCAUGUUGUGACAAAGGAAUUCCCCUUUGAAUCGCCUGCUCCCCUGAAGCCCCUGGAGCCUCUGGCUCAAGCAGCGCAGUCCGUCUGUGCAGUGUCUCUGACGUCAUCGGUGUAUGCAUAAGCCCUGCUAUUGUCUUACUGCUACGGCAGGGCUGGGGAUUGCAGUAGCCGCUGUUGCUGCUGUUUCCAGUCGUGCCUCUGCUGCUACCUAGUCCUGCCUCACUGCAUCCCAGAAGAGCCACGUUGGCUUGCCUUCCCCUAUUGGAUUUUCACAAGCAGCUCUUCGGGUUUUUGUGCUGUAGGAGACCUUGCUUUUCAAUCACACGGGAGAACACUGAAGCUUGUAAGAGGAGAAUCUGGCAGCUGGACACAGCUUGGACUGCAUUGUGUGUCUUCAUGACCCCUGCUGUGUAGUGGCUCAUCUUUUCACUCUCCCGCGUACACUCUCCUCGAUUUUAUUUCCUUCCCUUUUUUUUUUCUUUCUUCUGAUUUUUUUAAAGCAGCCUCUGGAGCCAGCCAUGUUUGGCACUGAAUCUUCAUUGAGCAUGUUUUUGAACACAUUAACACCGAAGUUCUACGUGGCCCUGACAGGCACUUCCUCACUAAUAUCAGGGCUCAUUUUGAUAUUUGAAUGGUGGUAUUUUCGCAAGUAUGGAACAUCAUUCAUUGAACAAGUGUCAGUAAGCCACUUGCGCCCCCUCCUGGGAGGGGUUGACAACAACUCCUCCAACAAUUCUAACUCCAGUAAUGGGGACUCAGAUUCCAACAGGCAAAGUGUCUCAGAAUGCAAAGUAUGGCGAAAUCCACUAAAUUUAUUUAGGGGCGCUGAAUAUAAUCGGUACACUUGGGUGACAGGACGAGAGCCUCUGACUUACUAUGACAUGAAUCUCUCUGCCCAGGACCACCAGACGUUCUUUACUUGUGACUCAGACCACCUGCGUCCUGCAGAUGCAAUAAUGCAGAAAGCCUGGAGAGAGAGAAACCCCCAAGCUAGGAUUUCUGCAGCUCAUGAAGCCUUAGAGAUAAAUGAAAUUAGGUCCAGAGUUGAAGUUCCCCUAAUUGCUUCCUCUACCAUCUGGGAGAUAAAAUUGUUACCAAAGUGUGCAACUGCUUAUAUUCUCUUGGCUGAAGAGGAAGCAACAACCAUUGCUGAAGCAGAAAAGCUGUUUAAGCAGGCCCUGAAGGCUGGAGAUGGCUGUUACCGGCGUUCUCAGCAGCUACAGCAUCACGGAUCCCAGUAUGAAGCCCAACAUAGACGAGAUACCAACGUCUUGGUCUACAUCAAAAGAAGGCUAGCAAUGUGUGCCAGAAGACUCGGGAGGACCAGGGAAGCAGUGAAAAUGAUGAGAGAUUUGAUGAAGGAGUUCCCCUUGCUGAGCAUGUUCAACAUCCAUGAAAACCUUCUAGAAGCACUUCUGGAACUACAAGCAUAUGCUGAUGUUCAGGCAGUCUUAGCAAAGUAUGAUGAUAUAAGCUUACCAAAGUCGGCAACAAUAUGCUAUACAGCUGCUUUGCUCAAAGCAAGAGCUGUCUCUGACAAAUUCUCUCCCGAGGCUGCAUCUCGGCGGGGGCUGAGCACAGCAGAGAUGAACGCAGUAGAGGCCAUUCAUAGAGCUGUGGAAUUCAACCCUCACGUGCCAAAAUACCUACUAGAAAUGAAAAGCUUAAUUCUACCCCCAGAACAUAUCCUGAAGCGAGGGGACAGUGAAGCAAUAGCAUAUGCGUUCUUUCAUCUGGCGCACUGGAAGAGGGUGGAAGGGGCUUUGAAUCUUUUGCAUUGUACGUGGGAAGGCACUUUUCGGAUGAUCCCUUAUCCCUUGGAAAAGGGACAUCUGUUUUAUCCUUACCCAAUCUGUACAGAAACAGCAGAUCGAGAGCUGCUUCCAUCUUUCCAUGAAGUCUCAGUUUACCCAAAGAAGGAGCUUCCCUUCUUCAUCCUCUUCACUGCCGGAUUGUGUUCCUUCACAGCCAUGCUGGCCCUCUUGACACAUCAGUUCCCGGAACUCAUGGGGGUCUUUGCAAAAGCUAUGAUUGACAUUUUCUGCUCGGCAGAGUUCAGGGACUGGAAUUGCAAGAGCAUUUUCAUGCGUGUUGAAGAUGAACUGGAAAUUCCACCGGCACCUCAAUCUCAACAUUUCCAAAACUGAACUCAUCACCCUCUUCCCCCACCACCAAAACCACCCCUCCUCCUGUAUUCCUGACCUCUGCCAUUGCCUCUGCCAUCCACCCAGUUACUCAAGCCAGAAGCGCAGCAGCCCUCCCAGGCUCCUCUCUCACUCUCCACACCCUACCUGUCUCAGCUCCCAGUCUGUCGGAUCUAACCUCCAAUGCUACUAGGCGUUCAGUAAAUGUAAUUCAUCCCUUCUUAGCCCCUUCUCUCCCCAUAGCAUCUCUCUCAGUUUAGGUCUUGUUAUUUCUUGCUUGGACUCCUCUGCCAGAGUCUUAACUGGUCUCCUUGCUUCCGGUUCCAUCCCCUGCCAGUCCUUCUCUCAUACUGACACAAGAAUGAUCUUUCUAAAUUGCAAGUCUGAGCAUGUCACUUCCCUGCUUGAAUUUCUCCAAAGGUUUCCCACCAACUUCAGAAUAAAGUCCCAGAUCUUUAGCAAGGCAUGCAAGGUCCUUUAUAGUCAUGCCUUGCUUGCCUCUUCGGCCUCAUCUCUCCCACCUCUUGCAUAGACAUUGCUCUUAGACCAUAGUGACUCACCACUCCCAGAUGCACAGGCUCUUGUACACCUCAGUGCCUUUGCACGUGCCUUUUGCUCUGCAUGGAAUGCCCUUCCCCAUCACCACCUUGGCUUGUCCACUCUACUAACUCCUCUUCACUCUUUUACACUCAGCUUUCUUUCUAAGUUUCUCCCAAGCUGAGUUAGAGGUCUUUCCUCCGUGAUCCCACAGUAUUCUAUGAAUACCUAUAUUAUCACACUUAUUGUACUAUAAUUGUUAAAAACAUGUCUGUCCCCCUUUUAGAAUGUGAGCUCCUUGAGAGCAGGACUGUGUCAUCCUCAUCUCUGUAUCCCCAAAGCUUUGCACAGUGCUUUGCACGUAGUAGGUUUUCAAUAAAUGAUUAUUAAAUAAAUAAA